Molecule: messenger RNA, 669 nt
Organism: Echinostoma caproni
Lineage: Eukaryota; Metazoa; Platyhelminthes; Trematoda; Plagiorchiida; Echinostomatidae
Source: the annotation of a GenBank genome assembly
AUGCAAGUCGAGGUCACGGAGGAAAACACUUUUGAUUCCGUCCGAACGUGCCUCGAAGGAUAUCAAUCAGCCGCUUCAGUCGAUGUGAAUCAGACCCUUUUCCCAAAAGUAAUCACACAACGCCAAUUCAGGCUACUGGAUGUCGAGAUAGCUAAGUUCGAUGGAACCCCGAAACGUUUAUGGAAGUUCCUUAGUAGCUUCAAGGCGGACGUAGCUGGCCACUCACUCAACGAUAGAGAGCGAUUAUGUUGUUUGAUACAUUUCUGUGUCGGCGAAGCCAGAGAAGCCAUUGAGGAGUAUGUGUUAUUGCCCAUGUCAGAAGAAUACUCGCGGGAGAUACAUAUUUUGGAAAUCCAAUUCGGAUGUCUGGAUGAUGUCGCUGAAGGUCUCCUGGAUGAAGUGUGCAGUGGAAGUAGACUCAAAGCAAGUGACGUCAAAGAUUUCACCCUCUUGUCCUGUGCGGCCGCCGAGACUUUGGGUAUUGAAGGUCUAGUUACGCGAAUCCGAGCCACUUCGCUAGCCGGAGCCACUUGUAAGACAACCUCGGAGGUAAACUUUGCGGUUCAGUCUUUAGAUAGCGAGCACCAGCUGCAAGUGGAGAAGGCCUACACGCUCGAGUCACUACCGAUUCAAGCAGCUUAUAACCCACACGAAACUAUGAAUUGCUAG